CUUAAAUAAAAACAGAAAAUAGUAAAAGAGUGUUGAAACUUAUCUGAACCGUCUACAAGUGUUGUUUUGGUUAUUUUGGGUAUGAGACAAUUUCAGUUUGUUGAAGUUUGGUGGUGUUUUUGUCUUCUAAAACAGAAUACAUAGUUCAGUUCUUUGAACUUUCUUGUGUUUAUCAUCCAUUUGUAAAGAAUAUUCCUGAACAAUAUAUAUAUGUAAGAAUAUUGCCAUUCAAAAUCCUUAUAUAUACAGGUACUUAUAUAAGUUUAUUAUAUAUACAGUUCGUUUGAUGUGAGAGUGAGUAUUUUAAUUAGUUAAAGUUUAGUAAUUAAGAGUCGCUUUCUUCAGAUUUGGUAGUACUAUUUAUUUUUUUGGAUAUAUAAAUUCCAAAACCUCAGAUAGUUUAUGUUGCAAAAACCACUUCAAGAUCCUAGUGGGGAGAGAAAUUAAAGACCAUUUUUCUCUUGUUAAAAAUCCAGAAAACAAGAAUGAAAAGAGAGUUACAGCAGCUUUAUGGUUAUAAUAAUAAUCAAGAAAUGCAUGGAUUUGAGAAUAUUAAUAUGGUGACAGUAGAUGAUGAUAUUCAAAGGCAACACCAACAGCAGCAGCAGCAGCAGACAACUGGUUUUGAUCCAAUUGAUAAUACAGAUAUUUGGCUCAAUAAUGGAAAUGAAGAGCAACAUCAUUUUAAUGUCAAUGAUACUAAUUACAUUAAUUUCUCUACUGAUUUUCCUCCUCUUCCUGAUUUUCCAUGCAUGUCAUCUUCCUCGUCAACUUCUAAUUCCCCUCCUACAGAUUCUUCAUCUUCUACUCAAGCUGAAGAAGAUCAUUUCCACAAAAAAAUCCAAUUUGAUAACACAGUUAAUGGCGACCAAGAUUCUUUAAAUGUGAUAGAAAAUCUUGGAUAUAUGGAUUUAAUUGAUGGAAAUCAUGAUUUUCUUGAUCCUAUGAGCUCUUUUUUCCAAAGCGAAAAUCCACAAAAACACAACCAAAACCAACAACAACAAGAAGGGGAAGUUCAGUUUGAAAAUGAGCAGCUUUCUAUAUUUCAAGGGGAUAGUGAGCUUGCAGUUAUGUUCUUUGAAUGGCUAAAGCAAAACAAAGACUACAUUUCUGCUGAAGAUAUGAGGAGUAUUAAGCUCAAACGUUCAACAAUUGAAAGCGCUUCGAAACGAUUGGGAAGUACAAAAGAAGGUAAAAAACAGUUGUUGAGACUCAUUCUUGAUUGGGUUGAACAACACCGAUUGCAAAAGAAUCAAAUGAGUGAAGCUGUAGCAAAUCAAGAAAAUUUCCAGAAUUCUGCCCCUAACUCCAAUUUCCAUUAUAAUACAGUUGGAACUGAUCCAAAUGCUUGCUUUUAUCCGUCACCUUGGAUGGCAACUCCUUCUUAUAACGUCACUAAUUUCCCUGAUUCAACCCCAGUAAUGGCGGGGCAGAUACCGGGGUACAUUGGUGAUCCUUACUCCAACGGAUCGUUAUUUGCGUCUCAUUUUAAUCAAACAAUGAGUGGAAGUGCAAGUUCACCGGCUUCAACAGAAUAUCAACACAUGGACUUUACUCAAUCGUGGUUGCCAUCGCAAUUUGCUGUGGCGGCUGCUUCUCAGUAUAACCAAUUUCCUGACAAUAGUGAUAGUGCUAAUAAUGUUGCUGUUGUUGAUCAGCCUCAAUCUUUACUUGGUACGCAAUAUCCGUACCAACUUUUAGAUGGGAAUGGUGAGAGAUUGGCAAGGUUGGGAUCUAAAGAGGCUAGGAAGAACAGAAUGGCUAGGCAGAGACGAUUACCGUUGCACCAUUAUCGUCACCAAACUCAGAAUCUAAGACAAUGUAAUGACCAAAGUGUAAUUAUGUGUAGAGAGAAUUGUGCAAUAGAUACAGGUAACAGUCCAGGAAAUUGGGUAUAUUGGCCUUCUGCUUCUGCUGCGCCAGUGAUGAUGGUUCCACAGGCUGAUUCUCCACAAUCACAUUCGACCAAGAGGCCAGCUCUGCGAUCGCAAAACCAUCAGAAGCAUAGUUCGGCAGACAAAAGACAGGCUUGCAAAACAGAGAAGAAUCUAAAAUUUCUCCUACAAAAAGUGCUGAAGCAAAGUGAUGUUGGCAAUCUUGGAAGAAUUGUGUUGCCGAAGAGAGAAGCAGAAACUCAUCUCCCACAACUCGAAUCAAGAGAUGGAAUUUCAAUUGCGAUGGAAGACAUUGGAACUUCUUGUGUUUGGAACAUGAAAUAUAGAUUUUGGCCAAAUAACAAAAGCAGGAUGUACCUUCUUGAGAACACAGGCGACUUUGUUCGAGCUAAUGGACUUCAAGAAGGUGAUUUCAUUGUGAUAUACGCUGACAUAAAGUGUGGCAAAUAUUUGAUACGAGGAAUAAAAGUGAGGCAGAAUGGACCAAAAUCAGAAGGCAAGAAACCAGCAAAGAAAAACCUUCGUAAUUUGUCAUCUACAGCUGCUUCUAUUAGCUCUCCAGUUGCACAAGCAGUUAGAUAGUUGAUGCAGCAUAAGAGAAAUUAAUUUUCAAUAAGGUUAGAAGUUGGUUUUAAAUCUUAUUUACAAAUUAGUAUCAUUUUGUAAAUUAAACUUACUCUAUAGAUGACCGUGACGCGUGCAAAGAGUUCAUUCAUUGCCUUGAUUCUGGAUUUGGCCAAGUGCUGUAGACACGUUUAAGGGGUUCCUAGUUGUUACUCAGGACUACUGUCUAAUGUAGAGAAUUGUAAUCUGAGUGUGUUGUAAGUCCAUUUUCUGGGUUUUUAGGCAAAUGUAAUGACCAUCAUUUGUAAUCUAGUUUAAGUUAAUAUA
Molecule: messenger RNA, 2786 nt
Organism: Nicotiana tabacum (common tobacco)
Lineage: Eukaryota; Viridiplantae; Streptophyta; Magnoliopsida; Solanales; Solanaceae
Source: RefSeq, a predicted model, not a curated record